This is a messenger RNA of Stylonychia lemnae, 504 nucleotides long. Lineage: Eukaryota; Ciliophora; Spirotrichea; Sporadotrichida; Oxytrichidae. The record is from the annotation of a GenBank genome assembly.
AUGUAAAGUGAUAGCUUUGUGAUUCUAAUGUAACCCAAUGGUGCAUUAAAUUAAUAAUCUCAACUAAUAGAGGAGCCUAAAGUACAACAAGAAAAGAAAAAGACUGUGGAAAUUGGAGUCGCUCAUGUUGCACUAGUUGGGAUAAUCAUUUAUCAAGCAUCAGUACUUGGCCCACUUGUUUUAAACUCAUUGACUACAAUCAUUGCUAGUGCUGUUGCAUCAGUUCUAACUAUAAUUGGAUGGAUCCUUUAUGUAGUUUUUGUCAAUAAGAUGGGCAAUAGCUUCAUUUUGAAGUUUGGUAUCCCAGUUCUUCUUGCUGUCUUAACAGUUUUUGACACUCUUUACCUCUUCUCUUACGUGCUUGACUGGUUUUGCCCUGAUACUGAUCCAGAUGGUUGCACUGAAGAGGCUAACGUUAUCCUUAUAGUUUUUAUUGUCUUCUUCUCAAUUGCUGUCAAUCUUCUAUGGUGCUGCUAUAGAGUAAUUGAUAGAAUCGAUGGUUGA